AUGGGCGCCCAGGAGGGACGACGCGUCAAGACCCUGAUCAUAGACAACUACGACAGCUACACGUACAAUCUGUUCCAGCUUGUUGGGGAGGUGAAUGGAGAGGCGCCCACGGUCAUCAGGAACGACGACAGGACCGUUCAGGAGCUUCGGCACCUGCACAGCGAAGGAGGCUUCGACAAUAUCGUCAUAUCCCCCGGCCCAGGAACACCCUAUAGGCAAUCAGACAUAGGCGUGUGCGGUGCCGUCUUCGAAGAGUUCGCGGACGUCCCAAUUCUUGGCGUCUGCAUGGGGCAUCAGAUCCUUGCUCACGUGCACGGCGGCGCCGUCGUGCGGGCUCCGGAGCCUGUGCACGGCCGCGUUAGCGAGAUUCGCCACUCGGGCCAUCCCCUGUUCCAUGGCAUCCCUUCUGGUCAAGGGAGUGGCUUCAAGGUGGUGAGGUACCAUUCGCUGGUGGUGGAGGAAGCGACCCUGCCAUUCUGCAUCCAGGCCAUAGCAUGGACAGCUGGGGCGCUCAAGGUCAUAAGGCCCCCAACUGCACAGAACGGGGCACCUCACAGGCAGCUCAACACAACCGAUGCCCUUCCAAUGGCGGUGGCUCACAGAACUCGGCCACACAUGGGUGUCCAAUUUCAUCCAGAGAGUGUAGGCACUGCAUACGGGAUGCAGUUGUUGCAGAAUUUUAGGGACAUCACUGUACAGAAUGUGGAGCUGCCAGCAGUGAAGCCCACAGUGAAUCGUGUGGGCCCCCGGGAACUGGAGCUGGCUCCCCUUUCCUGGCCUGUUGAUGCACAAGGCUGGAAAGGAAACUUGGUGGUUGAAUGGAAACGUUGUGCAGGCGUUCUGCAGGGCAGUCCUGAGGAGCCGACUGAGUUGUUUCAUGGCUUGUUUGGUGCCGCCAAUGUGCAAGACACUUUCUGGCUGGACAGUGCUGCAACAGAUCGUGGGCGCUUUUCUUUCAUGGGGGGCCCAGGUGGAGCUCUGUGGCGGCGCAUUACAUACCGCCUUAGCAGGCACACCUCGAAGACUGGCUGCCCAGGAAACCUGCAGGUCAUGGACUCACAUGGCAAUCAACAGUCCAUGGGCUGCGAUCUGUGGGACUACCUUGAGAGUUGUUUGGCAGACCUGCAGAUUGGUGUGACAGAUGAUCUUGCUCACCACCUGCCAUUCAACUUCUGGGGUGGAUUUGUGGGCUAUUUUGGAUACGAGCUCAAGGCCUUGUCUGAGGGGACCCUGGCACACUGCUCGUCACUUCCCGACUCAGCACUUUUCUUUGCUGACCGUCUUGUGGCAGUCGAUCACAAGUGUGGUGAUGUAUAUGCCAUAGCCAUAAGGAGGGAAAUGGAGGCAUCAGCAGAGUCCUUGAGGUGGCUUGAUGCCACCAAGGAACGAGUGAUGGAGAUUCUGGAGAAGGGUGGUACAUGCCAUAUGGUGAAUGGGAGUAAUGGCCCCACUGUCCCAGCACCCAAUGGCGGGGCAGCGAGGAAUCCGGAUUUCGCCCUGGUCCGCGACAGGGCGACGUACAUGGAGAACAUCAACGCCUGCAUGGCCGCCCUGAAUGCCGGCGAGAGCUACGAGAUCUGCCUGACCAACGCGUACCGACGAGGCCAGGGCGGCUUGGACCCUUGGCGCCUGUACUCCGUCCUCCGGAAGAGCAAUCCGGCGCCCUACGGCGCGUGGCUGAGCUUCGGCGACGGCGGGCCCCAGGUAUGCUGCUCCUCGCCGGAGCGCUUCCUCAGAGGAGACCGCGGGGGGGUCCUUGAGGCCCGGCCCAUCAAGGGCACGUGCGCCCGCCACGCCGACCCCGCCCUGGACCGACAGGCCGCGCAGAGCCUGGCGACAUCAGAGAAGGAGCAGGCGGAAAAUCUGAUGAUCGUGGAUUUGCUGAGGAACGACCUGGGGCGCGUGAGCGAGGUGGGCAGCGUGCACGUGCCCGGCCUGAUGGAGGUGGAAUCAUAUGCGACCGUGCACCAGCUGGUGUCUACGGUUCGCGGCAUCCGCCGCCGGGGGAAGUCCAUGGUCGAGUGCAUCAGGGCGGCGUUUCCGGGGGGCUCCAUGACGGGCGCCCCCAAGAUUCGAUCCAUGGAAAUCUUGGAUGAGCUGGAGGCCGCGCCAAGGGGGGUGUACUCGGGCGCCAUUGGCUACCUCAGCGUGAACGACACGUUCGACCUCAACAUCGUCAUCAGGACGGCCGUGGUGCACCGGGGUGCGAUAACCGUUGGGGCGGGCGGCGCCAUAGUGGCGUUGUCCGACGCGGCGGGGGAAUACGAAGAAAUGACUUUGAAGGCGCGGGCGUUGUUGAAUGCGGCCUUGCUGUCCGAAAGGCAGUUCGGCGCAGAAUUUGCGGGCGCCAGCGGCAGGGUUUGA
Molecule: messenger RNA, 2364 nt
Organism: Ostreobium quekettii
Lineage: Eukaryota; Viridiplantae; Chlorophyta; Ulvophyceae; Bryopsidales; Ostreobiaceae
Source: the annotation of a GenBank genome assembly